Molecule: messenger RNA, 492 nt
Organism: Cordyceps militaris CM01
Lineage: Eukaryota; Fungi; Ascomycota; Sordariomycetes; Hypocreales; Cordycipitaceae
Exons: 2
Coding region: 1-492 (163 amino acids)
Source: RefSeq, a predicted model, not a curated record
AUGUCCGCUUCUAACCAUGUCGGCCCGUCGCUGGCGUGUGGCUUGCAGAACCGUGCAGCCCCGAAUACGGGAGCCGAUCCGCGCCGGAGUCUAAACAACUCGGAAUGCAUGGCUGGCGAGAUAUUGAUACCAGAAUCCUGCUAUACGUGCCCUUUUUCCACAUUUAUUGCUUCGGAACAAAAGUUUUCGCAAAUUUUGUUUGCUUGGCAGGACAAACAAGCCGUGGCGAAGCGACACCAGCCCGCCAGAAUUUUCACGGCUGGAAAGCAAAAGUUCCUGCGCCUUGCCAAUAGAGGGGUGGCGAUGCUCGUUAAAAAAUGCGGCAACUCGAAGGAGAGACCAGAUGCCCUGUCUCACGCCACCCCGCAAAACGUCUUACAACGCGCCGGCCAGACAACACUAUCCGAUUUUCUAUAUCUAGGCCGCUUCUCCCCGAUGUCUCCUUCCUCGAUCCUUUUCUCUAACCGCAACCGAGCCUCCCUCCAGACUUAG